AUGGGCGAGGCGCAGCAAUCAAAUAUUCCAGCAGUAAUUCAGAAGGUGCACUUCGGCAGUCUUGCUAAUGAAGAAGUUGUUCAUAAGUUGCAGGCAGAAGCUGAGAAACGUGAAGCUGAAAGAAAAGAUGAUCAGUUCGAUUUGGAGAUGGUGGAUAAUCCCAUGGAAAGGGAAGUAAUGGCAGAAUUUGAAAGACGACGAAGAGCUCGUACUUUAACUUUACCUACGGAUGAUGGCCAUGUUAAACUUCUUUUGCGAAAACUUGAUGAACCAAUCUGUCUUUUUGGAGAGGACAAGUUGGACCGGAAGGAAAGGUUGCGGGCUUUGCUAUCAACAUUAUCUGAAGAAGAAGUUACAAGGAUACUGCACAGUCCUGAAGAAACAGAAACCGUGCAACAACGAGAUUCAUCUACAUGGUAUCAUAAAGGGCCAGUAGCUCUUCGGGAUGUCCGCGUCGCGAUUGCUGAUUUUUCUUUGAGAAGAGCUCAAGAAAGAUUACGGAAGGCUCAUAAAGAAGCUACUCGUACGACAAAUGAUGCUGCUGUGCGUGCACAAGAAAUGCAUCGGUGGGUCGCAGCACUGACUGUUUAUGGUUCACAAGUGGCAGAUGUUAGACCUGUUUCCUACUGUGAAUUUUCACCUGACUCGAAACAUCUAAUCACUUCUGGAUGGUCAGGAGAAUGUAGCAUUUGGUCGAUACCAGAAAGUAGUCGUGAAAGAAGAUUUGUUGGACACGCCAGCCAAGCAGGAUGCGCUAGAUUUCAUCCAGGGGCAUAUGUUUCGCAGGAAUCAUAUGCACUGAAUGCAGCUAGUUGCAGCCAUGAUGGGACGGUAAAAUUAUGGAGCCUAGAAAGUGAUUCGCCACUAUCUGAACUGGAACCACACUCUCAGCGGGUCUCUCGGAUUGCUUUUCAUCCAUCUGGACGAUUCCUUGCUUCUUGCUGUUUUGAUUGCUCAUGGAGACUAUUUGAUCUGCAGUAUGGACAGGAAGUUCUUUUUCAAGAAGGACACAGCCGGCCGGUUUUUCAUGCCGAUUUUCAAGUGGAUGGAUCACUCAUUAUGACAGUCGGAAUGGAUUGUUAUGGCCGUGUGUGGGAUUUACGAACAGGGCGCUGUAUUAUGUUUUUGGAAGGCCAUCAGAAAGAAAUCCACUGUGGACAAUGGUUACCAAAUGGUUAUCAGAUGGUCACGGGUUCUGCGGACAAUAGUUGCAUGGUUUGGGAUUUGAGGAUAAGGCGUGCACUUAAACCAAUUGCUGCACAUACUUCUCUUGUAUCUGGUCUUCGGGUAGAAUCAAAGGGACAGUACAUUAUUACAUCAUCCUUCGAUAACUCUCUAAAAGUUUGGGAAACUUGCGGUUGGCGUCCUCUACGGCAGCUUAUGGGUCAUGAUACGAAAGUGAUGGGAGUUGACAUAUCUCCUGAUGGAAAGUGGGUUGCAAGUGUUGCUUUUGACCGUACCUUCAAACUUUGGACGAAACAGCUUUAUUAA
This is a messenger RNA of Brugia pahangi, 1491 nucleotides long. The record is from the annotation of a GenBank genome assembly. Lineage: Eukaryota; Metazoa; Nematoda; Chromadorea; Rhabditida; Onchocercidae.